Molecule: messenger RNA, 2251 nt
Organism: Pyricularia oryzae 70-15
Lineage: Eukaryota; Fungi; Ascomycota; Sordariomycetes; Magnaporthales; Pyriculariaceae
Product: nucleoside diphosphate kinase
Exons: 8
Coding region: 1376-2089 (237 amino acids)
Biological process (GO): GTP biosynthetic process; UTP biosynthetic process; CTP biosynthetic process
Molecular function (GO): nucleoside diphosphate kinase activity
Source: RefSeq, a predicted model, not a curated record
CCUUCUCGUACUCGGCCUUGUCAAUCUUGGGCCGCCAGUGCUCCAUGUUCAGAAGUCCACGGUCGUUGAACUUGAUCUGGCUGCUGCCGUCCCUCUUGAAGUCGAUGCCGAAGGGGGCAAACUUGAUGUGGGCCUCGAACUUGCCCUCGGGGCCGAACUUGACGGUGAUCUGGUCCUUGUCCUCAAACGAAACCUUGGCCUCGGCAUCUACAUCCAAGCCACCGACAAUGGCAAACUUCUCAGCUUCAUUGUAGCGCUCUUUGCGGGCGUUGCUGCCAUGCCUGAGCUCAAUGUCCUUGUUCAGACGCUUCUCUUCGUCGACGGUGACACGGGCGGUGCCUGACUUGAGGAACGAUACGGUCAAUGGCAGUCGGACAGUUGCGCCAUCUUCAGCGAUGGUUUUAAGGAUUAUGGCCUCGAGUUUGCCGUCCUUCAAGGCGACGGACUCGGCAAAGACAUUGUAUGGGGAUGACCAGGUAGAGCUGGUGGCUGCAUCGGCAUAGGCCCGAUUACGCUUGCAAAAGCCGGACUGAUCGCACUUCUUGAAGUCAUGCUCCUUGACCAUGAAUACCGGCGUAAAGAGGGAGAAUAGGAGACAGAAGACUGUCGCCCAGCUCCAGCUGGAGGACCGCAUUUUGUAAAUAUGUAUUCUUUAGCCGCAGGUAGUAGGUGGCCUGCACGCACAAUGGUUGCAGAGGUUCACUUCUCAACACUCUCGCCGAAUCGAGCUCCGUCAAGCUGUCCAGUUUCCCUGUGGGCUAUGACGAAUAUGGACUAGCGUCAGUCUGACGUACCCACCUCAACAGUGCGGGACAAAGAUGCUUCAGGUCAGGUACCUUGGACAUCCAAGUCGAAUUAAGAAAGUAUGGAACAUACCUCAAUUGAAGAAAACAAGAUGGCAAAUUCAAGAUGGAAAGAAGAGAACUAACGGUGAGGUGAAAGCGAACUUCAACGUUGCCAAGUGAUAGAUAGUAGGCCACCAAAAGCAAUGUGCUCCCCCGCUAGAUCUACGUUCAUCUACCGGCACAUUACUAAGUACCUUGCCUUAAACGGCACCAACUCUACCUCCUGCGCUUGCACUUAAGCGGGAUAACUGCGCCAGUACGUCGUCGGUGGCUUUUCCAGGGGCUGGUUCAAACUGCUGUUUUAUUUGGUUCAUCUUGACAAAGAAGUAGAUUCGCAAAGGCUGCCGACUGAACAGAAAUCAUCGGAAACAACUGGCUGUCCUCUUUGUCAAUGUCAACAACAAUCACUGUACUCCGUACAUGUCCAACUCGAUCGACGACACCAUUUAGUCUAGCUGCACCACCGUCCCGUUUUUGCCCAGUGUGAUCCUCCAUUGUUGCAUAAAGCACUACGGGUCUGUUUAUCGACCAUGGCUUCCCCCGAUUCGCAGCCCAAGCCCAAGCCCAGCAGCAACGGCGCCACGACGGGAGACCCCGCCAUCAAGCUUGGGCACCAGCAAAGGCAGAAAAUAUUUACCCCGCCAAAUUUUGCGUUGCUGCUAUGCCUCCUCCUCAGUCUGGUGAAUUUUUACCACCUACAAAAGCCAGGCCGAGCUUCUGUCAUUUACGUUCAAGAACCUAGUACUCCAAUUCCUCCCACCAUCUACAAAAACACCGCCAAAAUGUCUACUGAGCAGACCUUCAUUGCCAUCAAGCCCGACGGCGUCCAGCGCGGUCUGGUCGGCCCCAUCAUCUCCCGCUUCGAGCAGCGCGGCUACAAGCUGGUUGCCAUCAAGCUGGUUACCCCCGGCAAGGCCCACCUCGAGCAGCACUACGCCGACCUGAAGGACAAGCCCUUCUUCGCUGGCCUCGUUGAGUACAUGAACAGCGGCCCCAUUGCCGCCAUGGUCUGGGAGGGCCGUGACGCCGUCAAGACCGGCCGUACUCUCCUCGGUGCCACCAACCCCCUUGCCUCGGCCCCUGGCACCAUCCGUGGUGACUACGCCAUCGACGUUGGCCGCAACGUCUGCCACGGCUCCGACAGCGUCGAGAACGCCAAGAAGGAGAUCGCCCUUUGGUUCAAGGAGGGUGAGGUCGUCAGCUACCAGGCCUCGCAGGCUUCCUGGAUCUACGAGAAGCCGUAAGCUUCUCGAAGAGGGAAAUACAACAAAAGAGACUUUUGGUGACGGAUUGAAUGUCAACUAUACUUGACUCGGCCGGAUGUAUCAAGGCAAGGGCGAUUGCUCAUGUCAGACACAGGCUGUACAAGGCAGAUUAGAUAGACAAUGCAGAAAAAUCAGUCUCAA